GGGGUCUUCUGAGUCUACUGAGAUCGAUGAAUACGCAGAACGCAGUGCAUGCAUUGAAACCAGCUCUGUUAAUGGUGUUGGUGCAGAUUGCAAAUGCUUGGGUCAAUGUUCUCUACAAACUCGCCGUAAACGAUGGCAUGAGCGAAGACGAGGACAAAGAUGACUUGGACGAUAUUGUUUCAGGCAUUUCUUUGCGGCUUAAUUGGUGGAGCAUUGCCUCAAAACUUAAACAUGGAAGCGCUUGCUUUAACUUCUGUAACGUUUACAACUGCAAUAACCAACCUCAUUCCAGCCAUCACCUUUAUCAUAUCCCUCUCCAUCGGAUUGGAAAGACUAAAUUUGAGAACAGCAGGAGGGAAGGCAAAGAUAAUUGGAACGAUAACUGGAAUUAGUGGGGCAAUGGUACUGACAUUCGUUAAAGGCCCCGAAAUUGAGAUGCUAUCUUUCCACGUAAACCUUUUCAACAACCGAAGCAGAAAAAGCCAUGUGGUUCACUCACACUCUGCCUCCGGUUUUGUUACCAUGUUGGGUGCUCUCGCCUCUGUCGCAAGCAACAUCUCUUAUGCUCUCUGGCUUAUCAUUCAGGCAAAGAUGAGUGAAAGAUACCCAUGUCCUUAUUCGAGCACUGCGUUGAUGUCCCUAAUGGGGGCACUGUUAUCCAUUUCGUUUGCUUUUUGCCUUGAUAGGGAUUUGAGUCAGUGGAGGUUGGGUUGGAAUGUUAGGCUACUAACUGUAGCUUAUGCGGGUAUAGUGGUUUCUGGAGUGAUGGUGGCAGUGAUUUCGUGGUGCGUACGCACGAGAGGCCCAUUGUUUGUCUCUGUUUUUAGCCCUCUAAUGCUUGUGGUUGUGGCCUUCGCUGGAUCCACGAUUUUGGAUGAGAAGCUAUACCUUGGAAGCAUCAUUGGAUCAGUGUUGAUUAUAUGCGGAUUGUACGUGGUUCUAUGGGGUAAAAGCAAAGAGAUGACAAAGAAUCAAUCUAUUCCAUCAGAAAGCACCCAUAAAUCUGACACUGUCGAAGUAGUCGUCAAAACUCAAGAAGAUAAAUGCAACAAUAAGAACAAUACGCUUGCAGAUGCGGUUCAAGGUAAUGAAGAUUCAUCGGAAAAUGGACCUGAAAACCAUGAAACCCACAUACAGUACGAGGCGAGGGAAGAAGUAAUAUCUCGAAAAGCCUCACAUACCUAAACAAUCCAUGUAACUUCUACAGAGAUGCUAUAUAGUAUAUAUUAUUGAAUCACCAUUCUUUUCCAAUCGUCCCAACAUGCUAUGGGCAUUUUUCGUAUGUUCUUGGGAAAGGAAAGCACGGUUAAUUAAC
Messenger RNA from Abrus precatorius (Indian licorice), 1315 nucleotides. RefSeq names its product WAT1-related protein At1g68170-like. Bases 160 to 1185 code for a protein of 341 amino acids. Gene Ontology annotation, cellular component: plasma membrane. The transcript has 7 exons. The record is from RefSeq and is a predicted model, not a curated record. NCBI's taxonomy places the organism in Eukaryota, Viridiplantae, Streptophyta, Magnoliopsida, Fabales, Fabaceae. Gene Ontology annotation, molecular function: transmembrane transporter activity.